This is a messenger RNA of Neurospora hispaniola, 2158 nucleotides long. Its product is annotated as Nse4 C-terminal-domain-containing protein. Bases 381 to 1679 code for a protein of 432 amino acids. The record is from RefSeq and is a predicted model, not a curated record. NCBI's taxonomy places the organism in Eukaryota, Fungi, Ascomycota, Sordariomycetes, Sordariales, Sordariaceae. Gene Ontology annotation, cellular component: Smc5-Smc6 complex; nucleus. Gene Ontology annotation, biological process: DNA repair. The transcript has 2 exons.
AGGACGCGUCUCCUCUUCCAUCCUUCUUUGCUUGCUUCCACUCUCUAUUUUCCACGCUUUCACUGUCUUUUACCUCUACCUAGUGCUCGGGUUUCCGUUCAAGUCGGGAAGAAUUCAGUUGUGUUUGUGUACCCGAUCUUCCGUCUUCAACCACAGUCGAGGCCCCGACAACGAAAUCCUGGGCUUGCUGUCUACUACCAUCAUCUCUUUUCGCCCGACGACAACCAUUCCUCACACGACCGAGGUCUGUUGAUAUUCAUUUUGACAUUGGAUAGGCCCAAGGACCUAUCGACCGAGGAUCAUUGGUGCUUUGUCGGCUUAUCUGUACACUUUGUACCUACCAAAACACACCGGUCACCCCGUAUCCCGCAAACACACCCAUGUCCGACGAGGAUAUUUACGAUGCCUCCCCUCCGCGAGCCAGAAACCUGGAGGUGAGGAACAAGGGCAAACGGGUCUCAGACAGCCAUGAAGGCCCCUCGGCAACAAGGCGGCGUAUCAGGGACCCAUCGCCGCCCAACCCGGAUGCAAACGGCGACCUGGACGAGUAUGAUCCUGCCCAGUCCAUGCAGGAGCGGCGGCAGAUCCAGAGGAAGCUGCGAGAUAUGCAGAGGGAAAUGAGAGAGAACCCCGACCAGUUCAUGCAGGACAAGUCCUCGGACGCCUUGAUCAACUAUUUCGACCAGUCAGACACUAUUAUGCGCGAUGUGAAGCAGACCAACGAGGCCACCAUUGAUUCUCGCGGUCUAGUCUUCGCUGCCGACUUGUCCGCUCGCAGGGUCCAACGGCUAACAUCGGGCAACAUUGGCAAUGGCAUUGAUGUCGACGAAUUUGUCUCAAAAUGCAUCACCUAUAUGCGUCAUGGCCGCGGCUUCGAGGACGACGACGCCCCGGAACUUACCAGCACACAACGUCACAGGAGACGACGGCCUGGCCGUGCUGCUGCCGAUACUGAAGAUGAGGAGGAUAUGGGGGACGAAGGCGAUAUGUUGAACUGGCCACACCUGGGCCGUUAUGCUGCCGUUCCCAGCGUACGCAGACCAGCUCUGCCUGGCUUCCUCUCGGGCCCUCUGUCCAUCGAAAAGAAAGUCCGAAGAAUGACGCAGCGCAACGCUCCCUUCAAGAUCAACAGCCUUAUCGAGGUGAGACCGCAGGAGUUGAGGGCCGAGGACUUGAAAAAGUCCGAUAAGAACGACCUUCCAUCCAUUUGUAAGAACAUUCUGGAGCAACUGGAGAACAAACAGAAUGCUGCGCAAGAUGCCGUGGAAUCCCUCCUCAAUAACGGUGAGGUGGACGAUCCCGAGCAAGAAUUCCUCAUCAUGGAGAAAUACGCGCUGCAUUCCUCAGGAGGCAUUGACCUUCUACGCUUCGUCAUUAAUCCCCGCUCAUUCGGUCAAACCGUUGAAAACAUGUUCUACGUGAGCUUUCUGCUACGAGAAGGGGGCCUCAAACUGGAGUUUGACUCAUAUGGUCGUCCAUCUCUAUCCGCCCAUGUCCACGCAGACGAGCACGAAAAGGCUCAAGGAAGACACGGCACUACUAGACAUCAGGCUAUCAUGUCGAUCGAUAUGGAUAUCUGGAAAGACAUCAUAGACGCUUACAACAUCAAAGAACCCAUGAUUGAUCACCGAGAGGAGGAAAGCCAGCAAGGCCCAGGGGCGCAAGGAUGGUAUAGCUAAAAGAGACUAUUGGCUAUGUUGGAUUUGUGGAGGUGAGGAAGGAGUGUCCCAACACCUCCUGCGGUAUGUUGUUCACCCAAAGCCAUCGUCCCUAAGCCGUGUCUUUGUCUACCUGUACCCAAUAAUGGCGAUUGAUCGAGAUAUUCACGAGGAUUGUAAGUAAGUUACGGAGUGUACCGCGCCGUGCGGACCUCAGCCAUGUUUGGCAACCUUAUCACAGCAGGGGCAGAACUAGAAGCAGCAGCGAGCUGCACAGUGUGUCUGCUGUUAAGGAUGAGAAGCUUCAGAUUCGCGGACAAAGGUCUGGGAUCAUUCAGUAACAGCCCACUUCGAAAAUGUAGCAAUACGGGAAGGCCUCGAGGCUUGAAUGGAUUCAUCUAGGCUGUGACACCAAAGAGAAUUGAGCCCCAAAUGGCCGCCUAAAUCAACGACGGGCGUGCCGUUUCUUUGUCAGUGCUCUCGCCCACGUUCGAUUCUUC